UUGAUACAUACAUUUUUAUGAUAUUUAUGAGCUGUUCAAUCUAAGAUUACAAAAAUACGAAAUACUUUGUUAAAAAUUUAUAAAAUAUUGUAGUAAUUAUCAUAUUGCAUGUCUUAAAGAAUUUUCUUGCGUGUUGCUGAUUGAGAGCGAUAGUAUGGAAAAACGAAUGCGAGGAUCGAUUUCUCAUCUGUAGAAACCUACGGCGGGAAUCGAGUGAGACAGACGCGGGUUCGUCGCUUCGCCCGUGGAAGUCCGAUUUCGGGGACCUCGGGCACAUCGCGCUGCGCAACAUGCGGCAGCCUUUGGCAUAUCGCUCGAGCACGCGGCGGAUGUUUGCAAUCUCUCGAGUGGCAUACUUGUAUUUUGCACUCUCGCUGUCUCGCGACGCGGACGGAGAGGGAGGGCGAAAGAAAAGAGAGAAAAGAAAGAACGCGAGACGCGCGAUUGUGUCUCCGCGCGAAAUUUGCACGCGAGGAGAAGAAAGGGGAGAAGGGGGAAAAGGCUGGUGCCACGCGAGUAUGCAUGUAUGUAUACGUGCCUCAUCCCUGGCUGUUACGUACACAGGAGCGCGAUAUAUAUAUUCUCCGUUAUUACGCGAUCGCAGAAAGUCCGCGUAGAAUGCCGACGAUUGAGUCAACCCGCGUUGUGCCCGCCGCCGCUCUCUUUCUCCUUCUCUUCUCCGCCUCGCCUCCCACUUGAUCGGUCGACCGAGUCAUCGCCACUACUACUCGGCCGAGUCAUCGCCACUACUACCUCGGCACCCAGCAUUCGACUCAUCCGCUCGCCGCUCGCUCGCUGUUCUGACUUUAUGCUCCAGAGACCACGCACGUUGCGCGAUAGUUCAACCGUCGCGCCAGGACGGUGCAGCUGAUAACGCGAGAUCAUGGCACCGACCCUCAGCAAGUUCGCCACGAGACGCACGCUGGCCGGUGCGGUCGCGGUCGGCACGCUGAUCUGGAUACUCAGGAACCGCAGCCGGAGGCGCACGCAGCGGUCCAGUAACGGUGUGGAAACUUGUAGGAACUUGCAGUGGCCCAUCGGCAACGACAUUCACUAUGUCAUCACGGAGAAGAAGCCGAAGAGCCCAAAGGCGCAGGUCAACUCCAUCUUCUUCCGCAGACUCUACGCGCUGCUCAAGAUUGGUAUCCCUGGUGUACUGUCACCAGAGUUCGGCUUUGUGCUUCUGGUGGCGUUUGCCUUGGUCGGCAGGACCCUGUGCGACUUGUGGCUGAUCAAAAAGAGCACUCUGAUCGAAACGUCGAUUGUCAACAUGGAUGGACCAUUGUUUAAGCGGCAUUUGCUGACUCUCUUCAGCAUGAUGCCAUUGAUAGCGAUUGUGAACAACAUGCUGAAGUAUGGUAUAAGCGAAAUGAAGUUGAGGUUGCGUACAAAUAUUACGCGUUAUUUGUUGGAUCAUUAUCUUAAGGGCUUUACUUAUUACAAGAUGAGUAAUCUGGACACCCGAAUCGCGAAUCCAGAUCAGCUGUUGACUACGGACGUUGAUAAGUUCUGCGAAAGUUGUACGGAUCUUUACAGCAACAUAGCAAAGCCUAUAUUGGAUAUUGGACUUUAUGUAUACAGAUUGACAACCACUCUUGGUGGGCAGACGCCACUCUUAAUACUUUCAUACUUAGCGGUAGCUGGCACUUUUUUGACUCAUCUUCGCAAGCCCAUUGGAACAAUGACGGUCAAAGAGCAACGACUGGAAGGAGAAUAUCGUCAUAUUAAUUCAAGGCUGAUUGUUAAUUCAGAAGAAAUAGCCUUUUACGGAGGAAAUAACAGGGAGAAAUUAACGCUACUAACUAGCUUCCACAAACUUGUGAUGCACCUUCGUAAAUUCUUGGAAUUUAGGGUCCUGAUGGGCGUAGUAGAUAAUUUUGUUGCAAAAUACUUUGCUGUUGUGGUCGGCUUCUACACGGUGAGCAUACCCUUCUUCCAGAAGAAUCACCCCGUACUCUCUGGCACGCCCGAUCACAGGUUCAAAUCGUACUACACAUACGGUCGGAUGUUGGUGAAGCUGGCUGAGGCGAUCGGCCGAUUGGUACUUGCCGGCAGGGAAUUGACGCGGUUGGCGGGAUUCACGGCGCGAGUCACCGAGCUCACGAAGGUUCUCGACGACUUGAAUACCGGGAAAUACGAGAGAACGAUGGUUUCGGAUUACAAGGAUAACGCGAUCGGUUAUCCCGGUAACGGCAAAAUCGUGCCGCGCGACAAUAUCAUACGAUUUGAGAAGGUUCCUCUGGUGACGCCGAACGGAGACGUGCUCAUCAAAGAGCUGUCGUUUGAAGUGAAAUCAGGGCUGAACGUGUUGGUUUGCGGCCCGAACGGCUGUGGCAAGAGUUCCAUGUUUAGAAUUCUCGGUGAACUGUGGCCAGUUUGGUCUGGAACCAUUACGAAACCACCGCGCGGUAAGCUCUUUUAUAUUCCGCAACGCCCUUACAUGACGCUGGGCACGUUGCGAGACCAGAUCAUAUAUCCUCAUACGAAGGAGGAAAUGAAAAGACGUGGUAACGCUAACGACGAGGAUCUCAAAAAGUUCUUGGAACUGGUGCAAUUGACUCAUCUGUUGGAAAGGGAAAGUCUCAACAACAGUGAAAGACAAGGUUGGGACGCGGUGGCUGAUUGGAUGGAUGUUUUAUCGGGUGGCGAGAAACAACGUAUAGCAAUGGCUCGGCUGUUUUAUCAUAAACCGCAAUUUGCGAUCCUGGAUGAAUGCACGAGCGCAGUCAGCGUCGACGUCGAGGAUUCGAUGUACAGAUACUGUAGGCAAGAGAACAUCACGCUGUUUACGGUCUCGCAUCGCCGCUCUCUUUGGAAGCAUCACGAGUACUACUUACACAUGGACGGCCGAGGAAGCUACGAAUUUAAGCCGAUUGAACAAGACACGAUAGAAUUUGGAUCGUGAAUUCUACGUCCCUUGCGGAGGGAUAUGCGGAAACGCGCCUAUAUGCAAGGGACAUCUAACUUAGUCCUUUUUUCCCUUUAUUCUACAAUUCUAGCAAUUUAAUAGACGAAAUUUCAUUUAUUGUUUAACAGUUUUAAUAGAUAAAGUGCGAUUAAAUUACCACAAGGUCGAUGUUAUUGAGUAUUAAAUAUGUAAUGCACAAGAGGCCUUUACGUAGAAUGUACAUCUAUCGUAUAGGAUUGUAUGUACUGUACCAAUAGGUACAUGAAGUAAAGAUAAUUGCAUUAUCACGAUUAUUUUCGGCUAUCGCGGAUUUUUUCAAGCAGGUAUAUAGUCAAAUCCGCCAUGGACAACGGUAUAUUUUAUUCACAUUUCGAUUAAUAUAUUUUUGAUAAUAUAUUAUCGAAUAAAUCUUGAGAGCUUAAAACAUAUGUAAUGUCAGUAUAAAUGACAUGAUACUUUUAAAUUGUUUUUUGAAGUAUAACUGUAAAUAUAUUCCAUCUUUUAGUGUUUAGAAUUUUUCUAUGUAAAUUUGAUUACCAGUGAUCAAUUGAUGGCGUUUUCGACCGGUGCCUGGUUAACCCGUCUCAGGUUCUUUUCCUCUACUGACCAAUCACAGUUAUCCCCUUCUUCAGAAGAAUAGCUGUGAUUUGCCUUAUGACGUCAUUAAUCGCUCUCUGAGCGAUUAACCUAGGCCGGUUGAAGACUCUAUGAGUUUCUACUUAGUGGAUACUUGUUAAACUAAACAACGUAGAUGUACGUAUAAGGUUUGUGAAAACUUGAAAUCGUGAGAAUUUACAGUUGUAUAUUGUAUCGUGGAAAGUGUAUAUAUAUGUGUACAUGACAGGAUUUACUAUAAAAUGCGUUUUGCAAGAAUGUAAUUAACAUCAUUGUGAAUGAUCAUACGUAAAAUGUUACUUGGAUAUGUGUGAGUUGGAUAUGAACAAAAAAAUUAUAACGAGAUUGCUGGACAAUAAGAGAACGCUAUAAUGAAGAAAGAUGAUUUAUUGUAAAUGCAGAGCAAAUUAAAAUCGAUAAAGCAUAUGUACAAAAAGGUGCUUUGAGGAAACUGUAAUUGCGAUUCUCUCUCUUCCACAUAUUGCAAUUGCAGACUUUUUCCUCCGUUUAAAGUUAUUACAAAUGAUACAGGGUUAUUUCAAGUGAAGUAUCACUUCCGUUGAUCUUUAGGAGAUAUUUCCUUUUAUUUUUUUAAAUAUAUAUACAUAUAUAUACAUCUCCUAAUAGAGUUAAAAUAUUUUAAUUCUCUGCAACAAUUUUUAUAGUUUUCUGAGAUACUUAUUCUAUUAUUCAUUAUAAUUGUUAUUAAAAAAUACACAAUGAUAAUACUUGGACUUAUUAAAAUAUAUUAAUAAGUCGAAUAAAAACCAAAAUCAAAAAUAUUUUCUUAGCAAAAAUUUCUAUGAAGCUAAUAACUGCAAAGAUAUUUUGUGAAAAAUAAAUUUUUUUUAAUCAGACAUGUACAAAUAA
Molecule: messenger RNA, 4393 nt
Organism: Monomorium pharaonis (pharaoh ant)
Lineage: Eukaryota; Metazoa; Arthropoda; Insecta; Hymenoptera; Formicidae
Gene: Pmp70
Product: ATP-binding cassette sub-family D member 3
Exons: 12
Coding region: 884-2905 (673 amino acids)
Biological process (GO): very long-chain fatty acid catabolic process; fatty acid beta-oxidation; peroxisome organization
Cellular component (GO): peroxisomal membrane
Molecular function (GO): ATP hydrolysis activity; ABC-type transporter activity; ATP binding
Source: RefSeq, a predicted model, not a curated record